GAACUCAAACUUGACAACAACUUGCGCCAUAAUAACACAUUUCAAGUCCGCCUUCUCUCUCUCAAACACACUCCCUCUCGCAAUUCCAUUACAUGAUAGCUUCCUUCACACCAAAAUCCACUCUCUAAGCCCUAAAUUUAUCCCCAAUUUUCAUAUGGAAGCCUCCCCGUAUUUCCUCAGAUUCCCAUCUGCCCAAGUUUCAAGCAGAAUUCGGAAUUCUGAAAUAUGAUUUUAUCCUCUUAUUGGACGAAUUCGUUUCUCGAGAUUUAACUUAUUCCUAGUUUCUUUGACCGAUUUUUUUAUCGGGAUUCGGAGAGUUUUUUUAGAAAGCGUCAUUCGAAGCUGAUUGGAAGUGAAUUCCGGUUGAAAUUUGAAGGGUUUUCGGUUUCGAUUCUCCGAAUUGGAGUUCUUUGGACGAGCAGGAUUUUAGUGAAGAUUGAAUUUUGAAGGAGCUAUCAUGGACCAUGGGCUUUCUGAUAGCAGUGGAACAGAUGAUGAUAUCCCUUCUUCACAUCAGAAUAGGUUUCAGAGAGGGGGUCGCACUGCUGCUGGCAAUGGAAGACCAGCAGUUGUAGGUUCUGUGGGCAAUGGAAGAUCAGCAGUUGCUCCUUUGCCUAGGAUUCAUGGUGAUGACAUGGAAACACAACUCCAUCUCAUUGAACAGGAAGCAUACAGUUCGGUCCUGCGUGCCUUCAAAGCUCAAUCAGAUUCUUUAACUUGGGAGAAGGAAAGUUUAAUAACUGAACUCAGAAAAGAGUUGAGAGUGUCAGAUGAGGAACAUAGAGAGCUUCUAUCAAGGGUUAAUGCUGAUGACAUGAUCAGGAGAAUACGGGAAUGGAGAACGUCGGGUGGGAUCCAGCCUGGAAUGCUCAGUACAAGUCAGCCUAUUCGUGACCCUGUGCCUAGUCCUACAGUAUCAGGAUCACGCAAGAAACAGAAAAUGUCACAAUCUGUAGCUUCGUUAUCGAUGAUUGCACCAUCUCCUGCACUGCAUCCAUCUAUGCAACCAUCUUCAUCGGCCUUGAGACAAGGUCCUCCACCAGCUGGAAAGGGCAAGAAAUCAAAAUCUUCGACACAGUACCCUUCCGCAGGGCCUCCUGGCAGACCGCAGGCUUCUAACCGUAGGUCUUCAGGGGCCUUUGCAAUGAAUGAACCUACUGAAGGAGCACCAUACGAUCCAUUAAUUGGAAGGAAAGUUUGGACAAGGUGGCCUGAAGACAAUCAUUUUUAUGAGGCUGUUAUAACAGACUAUAAUCGAGUUGAGGGGCGGCAUGCUUUGGUUUAUGACAUUAAUACAGCAGAUGAAACUUGGGAAUGGGUCAAUCUCAAAGAGAUAUCUCCUGAAGAUAUUAGAUGGGAAGGUGAUGAUCCUGGAAUAUCUCAUAGAGGUAGUCGCCCUGGACCAGGCCUUGGGAUUAAGAAGUCCAUGGGUCAUGGUGGUGGGGUGGUUGGAGCAGGAAGAGGUAGGGGGAGUAUAAAGGGUCAGGGUAGGAAGGAUUUCCCUUUGGCGCAAAAUGGUGUUGGGAAAAAGGUUUUGGGUGAUAUAAAGAUACUACGUACAGAUACUCUAAUUAAGGAGGUGGAAAAAGUCUUUGGUGUAAGCCAUCCCGAUCCUAUAGAGAUUGAGAAAGCAAAGAAAGUGCUGAACGAGCAUGAACAAACCCUAAUUGAUGCAAUUGCAAGACUUGAAGAUGCAUCUGAUGGUGAAAGUGAUGAACAUCUGUUGCUCACAAGGACAACCAAUGGAUCAACUAAGGGCAUGGAGAAAACCACAGUUUGAUGAGAAUGAUUGAAGGGUCUAAUGGCAUAAACUUGGGAUUUUAGCCAGCUUUAUAUAUCCAGUUGCGGAAGCUUUUGUACCUUGAUUUAUUUCUUUUCUAUCAGCUAGGCUAAUGCCCUUUUCAUGGUGUACAUAAAUCUUUUUGGUUAGAAGGUUCGUUGGACUUGGUCUUCUUGUAACUUCAGCUUUACAGUCAGCUAGGAAAAUGCUUUGUAUAAAUUUUCAAAAUGCUAGUGAAUGAUAUCCCUGACCUAGUAAAAAAAUAUU
Molecule: messenger RNA, 2047 nt
Organism: Hibiscus syriacus
Lineage: Eukaryota; Viridiplantae; Streptophyta; Magnoliopsida; Malvales; Malvaceae
Product: protein EMSY-LIKE 3-like
Exons: 12
Coding region: 458-1780 (440 amino acids)
Biological process (GO): defense response to fungus
Cellular component (GO): nucleus
Source: RefSeq, a predicted model, not a curated record